CCGGAUACACGUCGUGCGUGUUACAUUUAUUUGGGUCCCGCUUUGCGAGUAGUGUUGGCUCCAAUUAGCUACAACGGAUACAGCUAAUUAUUUUUAUAUUAUUUUCGCGUUUUUUAAUCGUAUUCAUACUUUAUUAUUGUGAAUAGUUGUUACAGCCAGGAGCUAUCAUGGCGAGCCGGGUCUCUUUACACUCACAGCUCUCCUCCAUCAUUGAGACAAUGGCCAUGUCCGCCCUGAUGCAGGUCUGUGAGCUGGUGGAUGAAGACUCUGCGGAGCUCCGUCUGGGGUUGUCUCAGCUCCUGGCGGCUAAUUCAGCCCUGGUAGAGAAAGUCAACAGUCUGGAGUGCGAGCUGUCGACUGUGAGAAGCGAAGCUCCUAGGUUGUGUAAAACUAAUUGCAGUGUAGGCGUGCAAACUGUAUGCCAUACAGACGGGGACGCUUAUGUGUCUGGGUCGCCCACCAUAGAGGGGAUCUUUGGAAAAGAUUGGUGUAUGAAUCUGUGGAAAGACAGAGACCCAUACAGUUUUGCGGGAGACUCACCACAGUGCUCUGACUCUGUGGCGACAGAGUCCAACGAAAUUUCUGUUACUGAAAUCAAAGAGGAGGAUUGUGUGAAGGAAGCUCCCAGCAACUGCCAGGAAACACUUUGUACAGAAGAAAAUGAAGAAAGCACAGCAGAGGAACCAGAGAUACUGUCAGUCGGUAACUUGGCCCAUGGCAGCACUUGCAGCCUGUCAUUAGAUCAGGAUGGAGAACAGGUUGUGUGUGCAGGUGGUAUGGAAGCACCGCUCAUGCAGAUGAUAUCCAUCAAUGACACAGAGGAUGCCUUCAGCACUCUUAAUAGUCCAAUUGAAGAGGAGGACGAUAUAACUUUCCCUGAAGAAAUUCAGCAAGAGCUUAUGAUAAACACUAAAGAUGGUCGCAGAAACUCUGAAAACAUCGCUGCUCUGGAUGAGUUACUUGAUGACUUCAAUAUGCCUGGUGUAGAAUCCGCCGGAAAUCAAGAGAAGGAAAUAUUUACCUGCCAAAUAUGUAGCAGGACUUUCUUCCACAAGCGCACUCUUACACUGCACAUGAAGUCCCACAAGUCAAACUUUUGCAAUAUUUGUAAGCAACAUUUUCUUCGCAAGAAUAAGUUAAAGUCGCACACCUGCAUGUCUCAGGUCCAGCCUCACAGAGACAGUAAAUCAUGUGAGAUCUGCGGGAAGACCUUUGCAAACCCAUCAGCUGUGAGGAUUCACUAUGUAGUCCACACUGGAGAAAAACCACACAGGUGUGGUUUAUGUGGGAAAGGGUUCACCCAGAAAGGCAAUCUGAAAUGUCACAUACGUAUCCAUACUGGAGAGAAACCGUUCUGCUGUAUUAAAUGUGGGAAGACAUUCACACAAAAGGUCAACCUCAACCAUCAUUUAAUGGGACACAAAGAUCUUAAGGACUGAUAGCUUGGAGACAUCGUAAAGGCUUCACGCCUUGAUUGUGGUGCAUGGACAACAUUUCUUUUUUUUAUUGGAAUACAUUAUGUGCUACUUCUCACAUUGGUGUAAGUGCACCAACUGUCAUGUACAUACACUUAUAGUAUCUGUAGGAUACUUUUAAAAAUCCUAGUAUUAAGCAAGUCACUGUUUUAGUUAUUUCUGUUUUUGCAAUAAAACACAUGUUCAUUUUAUUAAACUUCUGUUUGAUAGAACUCUCCUUUCUUAA
Molecule: messenger RNA, 1701 nt
Organism: Eleginops maclovinus (Patagonian blennie)
Lineage: Eukaryota; Metazoa; Chordata; Actinopteri; Perciformes; Eleginopidae
Product: oocyte zinc finger protein XlCOF29
Exons: 4
Coding region: 168-1439 (423 amino acids)
Biological process (GO): regulation of gene expression
Cellular component (GO): nucleus
Source: RefSeq, a predicted model, not a curated record